AUGAAUGAAAUUUCCUGGAAAGAUGUUGCCAAUGUCUUGUCAUUGGCCAACAUGGUCAUGGGGCUCUUCUCCAUCUUCUGCAGCCUCAGCAAGAAAUCCACCUGUGCUUCCUGGAUGGUUCUGAUCAGCUUCCUAACGGACAUGGCAGUCAGGACAAUCACCAGACAUCUCAAUGUCUGCUCCAAAUCAGGAGCUGAGCUGAAUGACUUUGCUGUCUUCACCACCUUUGGCCUGGCCUCAGCCUUGCUCCUAGGCGUGGAUGGGCCUCUGAAUGGGUUCCUGGCCAUCAUCUAUGUGUUAGCUGCUUCUUUCCGCCUGUGUUUUAAUUCAACUGGAGACUUUCCCUUCACAUACAAGGGUCUACCCUGCUCCUAUGCUUCCUGUGUUCUGGCCUCCACCUCCAUUCUGACCAAAGGCAACACGCUCAUUCUCUCCUGCAUGGCCUCGCUUAUGAUUCUAUUCAUGAUGGACCAGAGCUACUACCCACACGAUGAAAUCCUGGAAUCUGAGAAUUGGAAAAAAGUCGUUUAUCUUGGAGGUGUCACCAUGCUGCUUUUUUCUCCGUUCUCACUAAUUGCUUUUUACUGCCUCACGUGGUCGCUCUCCUACAUCUUCUUUCCAGGUGUUCUGUGGGGCAAGGCAGUGUGUCUUAGGCAAGAGCGGCUAAGAAACUAA
Molecule: messenger RNA, 675 nt
Organism: Pipistrellus nathusii (Nathusius's pipistrelle)
Lineage: Eukaryota; Metazoa; Chordata; Mammalia; Chiroptera; Vespertilionidae
Source: the annotation of a GenBank genome assembly